CAUGUGCUGCCAUGUCAUGGGGGGUUUGUUUACUUCAGAUCAUCUGGAUGGGACAGCAGUAAGGUGGAGUAAAGGUGCAGGCAGAGGGGUACAAGUGUGUAAGAGGAGAGUGCUGCAGAGUGGGAGAGCAGAUAGGAGAUCGAGCAGGAGGAUGUGCAGGACUCGGCUCUGGCUGUUGGCCUUUCUGGUCUUUUCCUCUCUGACUUUUCUGGCUGAUGGAUCUCCAAUGAAGAUAAUGUCUGCCCCCAACUUGUUGCGGGUAGGAACACCAGUGAACAUCUUUGUGGAGUGUCAAGACUGCACCGAUGAUGAUGCCAUCAAAGUAGAAAUCUUCGUAGAAAACUAUCCAACAAAAAGCAAAAGGCUGACAUCCACAUCUGUGACCCUUACCAGUGCAAUAAAGUUCCAAGGCUUCGGAGAAAUUGUGAUCCCUGCUGGAGACUUCAGUCCGGAUCCCAACAAGAAACAGUAUGUUUAUAUAAAGGCUCGGUUCCCUGAUAUAGAGCUGGAGAAACUUGUCUUACUGUCCUUCCAGUCCGGGUACAUCUACAUCCAGACAGACAAGACCCUCUACACCCCCAACAGCAAAGUUCAUUACAGGAUGUUUGCAGUGACGCCCAGCAUGGAGCCUGUAGAGAGGGAUAACAAAACCCAAGCUGAUGCUUCUAUUGACAUUGAGAUUGUGAACCCUGACGGCAUCAUUUUACCAAUUGAUCUGGUCUCUCUGAAAUCAGGGAUGCACUCUGGAGAUUACCAGCUCACUGAAAUUGUCAGUUUCGGACUGUGGAAAGUGGUGGCAAGGUUUCACAACAAACCACAGCUGACUUACUCUGCAGAAUUUGAGGUUAAAGAAUAUGUGCUGCCCAGUUUUGAGGUUAAACUGACGAUUGACAACCCCUUCUUCUAUGUGGACAGUGGACAACUAAUUGUUGAUAUCAAAGCUACGUAUCUUUUUGUUGUAAACGUAGAUGGGAUGGCCUACGGGGUAUUUGGGAUUGUGCAUGGGGGUCAUAAAACGAGCUUGCCCAGCUCCCUUCAGAGAGUGCCGAUUACGAAUGGUGAAGGAAAAGUCAUACUUAAGAAAGAGUACAUCACACAGACCUUCCCAAACAUCUUCGACCUGGUGGGGAGUUCCAUAUAUGUAGCUGCUGGUGUGCUGACAGAGAGUGGUAGUGAAAUGGUGGAGGCAGAGUUGAGAGGUAUCAAGAUUGUCCAAUCACCUUAUACCAUCUACUUCAAGAGAACGCCCAAAUACUUCAAACCAGGGAUGUCCUUUGAUGUUGCGGUUGAAGUUGUGAACCCUGACGGCUCACCAAAAGAAGGUGUUAUAGUGGAGGUGAAUCCGGGUGAGGUACAGGGCCGCACUGCAGCCAAUGGCAUGGCAAGGCUUUCCAUCAAUACUGAUGAAAAUCCUGCACCACUGACAGUGACAGCCAUGACCAAGGAUCCUCAAAUUUCAUCUGAAAGACAAGCAUCAGCCAACAUGACAGCUAUCCCAUACAGCACUGCCAGCAACAAUUACCUUCACAUAGGUGUGGAUACAGCUGAAGUAACAUUGGGAGAAAACCUGAAAAUCAUCCUCAACCUCAAAAGGCCAGUAAGUACAGAAAAAGACAUCACAGCACUGGUACUGAGCAGAGGUCAGCUGGUGAAACACUACCGUUACAAGACAAAAGGUCAAAUGCUGAUAUCCAUGAUAGUCACCAUUACCAAAAACAUGCUGCCGUCAUUUCGUAUCAUAGCCUACUACCAUACAGAUGUUAAUGAAUUGGUAUCAGACUCUGUUUGGGUGGAUGCAGAGGACUCCUGCAUGGGCUCGUUAAAACUGGAACCAGCAGAACGCAAGACAACCUAUAUGCCUCGCAAAAUAUUUAACCUGAAGGUCACCGGAGAUCCAGGAGCCACAGUUGGACUGGUGGCAGUUGACAAAGGCGUCUAUGUCCUAAACAACAAGCACCGCCUCAACCAAAAAAAGGUGUGGGAGAUGGUAGAGACAUAUGACACAGGGUGUACACCAGGUGGAGGGAAGGAUGGUAUGAGUGUGUUUUACGAUGCUGGGCUGUUGUUUGAGUCCAACACAGCUUCUGGGACUCCCCACAGAGAAGAUUUGAAUUGUCCGGCCCUCAGCAGGAGAAAACGAGCCACGACUAUAAUGGACGUAACAACUAGCUUGGCAAGUCAAUAUGAGGACCAACUGCAACGUGAAUGUUGUUUGGAUGGCAUGAGGGAAACCCCCAUUCCAUACACUUGUGAGAGGCGCAGCGAGUACAUCAAUGAUGGUACAGCCUGUGUUGAGGCUUUCCUGCGCUGCUGCAAGGAGAUGGAAAUCCAGCGAGCUGAGAUGAAGGAGGAUAGCCUGCGACUGGCUCGAACUGAAGAGGAAGACAGUUACUUGGACAGCAAUGAAAUUGUUUCUCGCACCAACUUCCCUGAAAGUUGGCUGUGGUCAGAUAUCACGCUGCCCCCUUGCCCUGAUAGUAAACCUAAUUGUGACACCACAUCAGUGACAAAAAGUGUUCCUUUGCAAGACUCAAUCACAACCUGGCAGUUCACUGGCAUCAGUCUGUCAAGAACUCUCGGUAUUUGUGUGGCUGAACCAUUGGAGAUAAUUGUCAGGAAGAACUUCUUCAUUGAUCUCAGAUUGCCCUACUCUGCUGUUCGUGGAGAGCAGCUGGAAAUUAAAGCAGUCAUCCACAACUACAACCCCAAUAUUUCUACUGUACGUGUGGAUCUGAUUGAGGAGACACAUGUGUGCAGUGCUGCUUCUAAGCGUGGGAAAUAUCGCAAGGAGGUUGAAGUUGGGGCCAAAACUACGCGGUCUGUACCCUUCAUUGUUAUUCCCACAAGGGAAGGACAAUACCGCAUUGAGGUUAAAGCAGCUGUGAAAGACGAAGAUAUCAGUGAUGGAAUUGUGAAGACUCUGCAGGUGGUGCCCGAAGGAUUAUUGGUAAAAUCUCCCCAGAUUCUAACUCUGGAUCCUGUGAAAAAAGGUGCAGAUGGUACACAACAAGAAGUUCUCAACAGUGAGAUUCCUAAGACAGAGUUUGUUCCAAACACACCUUCUACCACACAGAUCUCAGUGACAGGAAAAAAGAAAGUAAUUGAUCUGACGAACGACAUUAAUUGGAGAUCAAUGGAAAGCCUGAUCUAUCAGCCCUCAGGCUGUGGAGAGGAGAACAUGAUCCACUUGACCCUACCUGUCAUUGCAAUCACAUAUUUGGACAAAACCAACCAGUGGGAACCUGCAUACAUUGAGAGACGUACUGAAGCCCUCCAACACAUCUGCACCGGUUACAACAAUCAGAUUAACAAUCGUAAAAAUGAUGGGUCCUUUGCUGCGUUUCCUGAUCACAAAAGCAGCGCAUGGCUGACAGCUUAUGUUGCCAAGGUGUUUUCCAUUGCCAACAAUCUGGUGGCUGUGCAAAAGGAACAUAUCUGUGAUGCUGUUGAGUUUCUGAUUCACAACGCGCAGCAACCUGGUGGCUUGUUUAGAGAAGUUGCAGUGGUGUCUCAUGAAACCAUGAUCGGGGAUGUGCGUGGUGUAGACUCAGAUGCCUCCAUGACAGCCUUCUGCCUCAUUGCCUUGCAGGAGUCACGCAUACUAUGUACAGCCACUGUUAAUGUUCUGCAAGUCAGUAUAGAAAAAGCAGCAGCCUAUCUGGAGAAGCGUCUGCCCAGCUUAAUCAACCCAUAUGCUGUUGCCAUAACAUCAUAUGCCCUGGCCAAUGAAAACAAACUGAACCAGGAGAUCCUCUUGAAGUUUGCUUCCCCAGAUUUGUCCCACUGGCCGACACCUAGGGGACGUGUUUACACAUUAGAGGCCACAGCUUAUGCUCUUCUGGCUCUGGUCAAGGCCAAGGCCUACGAAGAAGCCAUACCUAUUGUGAGAUGGUUCAACAAACAGCGGAGAGUGAAGGGAGGCUAUGGAUCAACUCAGGCUACUAUACUCGUGUACCAGGCUGUAGCAGAGUACUGGGCCAGUGCUAAAGAACCAGAGUAUGACCUGAAUGUGGACAUCUUGUUGCCGGGCAGGUCUAGGCCUAUCAAGUACAACCUCAACAGGGAAAACCAUUACGGCACCAGAACAUCUAAAAUCAAUGAAAUAAACCGGAAUGUGAAAGUGACUGCCACAGGCACAGGAGAAGCAGUGCUAACGAUGGUGUCGCUGUAUUACGCUCUACCGAAAGAAAAGGAGAGUGACUGUCAGAGGUUUAACUUGUCAGUGCAGCUCCUUCCAGAGAAUAUGGCCGAGGAUGAGAGGAUAUACAGGCUGAAAAUAGCGGUUUUGUAUAAAGACAGGGAGCGCGAUGCAUCCAUGACAAUCUUGGAUAUUGGCAUGCUAACUGGCUUCACCCCUAACACCAAUGAUUUGAGCUUAUUAGCCAAAGGACGUGCCCGCACUAUUGCAAAGUAUUCGGUAAACCCCGCCCAGGCAGAAAGAAGCUCACUCAUAAUCUACCUGGACAAGGUUUCUCACACAAGACCAGAGGAGAUCAUUUUUAGGAUUCAUCAGAAGAUGAAAGUGGGAGUCUUACAACCAGCUGCUGUGUCUGUCUAUGAGUUUAACCAUGAAAACAGUAACCAAACACAUUGUGUGAAGUUCUACCAUCCAGAGAGGAGAGGUGGUGAGCUACUGCGUAUCUGUAGAAAUGAUGAAUGCACAUGUGCAGAAGAGAACUGUGGUGUACUGAAGAAGGGCAACGUCAGCAAUGUGGAGCGCACAGCUAAGAGCUGUGAGACUAAAGUGAGCAGUAAUAUAGAUUUUGUGUACAAAGUGAGAGUGGAAGAUUUUAUAGAUGGCUUGUCCACGGACAUUUACACAGUGCUGGUACUGGAAGUCAUCAAAGAAGGAAAUGAUGACGUAGGCCCUCUGAAUAAACAGCGCACAUUCCUCAGUUAUCGGCACUGCAGAAAGACUUUAGGUCUGAACAAAGGCAAAACCUACCUUAUCAUGGGUGCAUCCAAAGAUAUUUACACAGACCAACGGAGACAAUUGUAUCAGUACGUGCUGAGUGAGAGAAACUGGAUCGAGUACUGGCCCACAGAUGCAGAGUGUAAAACCACUGUAUACAAGCCUACCUGUGCAGGCAUAUUGGAGAUGGCCCAGAAGUACACAAGAGAUGGAUGUCAGCAGUAGUGAUGCUGAAGGAAAUAAAAUGUUCUGUUCAAAUUG
This is a messenger RNA of Epinephelus lanceolatus (giant grouper), 5173 nucleotides long. NCBI's taxonomy places the organism in Eukaryota, Metazoa, Chordata, Actinopteri, Perciformes, Serranidae. The record is from RefSeq and is a predicted model, not a curated record.